AUGGCUACGUUUGAAUUAUUAAAGACCACCGAACACAGCAUUCGUUUAGGCAGAAUGACCAUAUUGCGAAAUCACGAAAGAAAAAUCCUGAAUACACCGAAUUGCCUGGCAUGCACUGCCCGAGGUUCAGUUCCACACCUGACUCCCGAUAGUCUUCGCGAAAUACCCGUUGAGGCUUUAGAGAUCACUCUUGAGCAAUUCCUCGAUGUACAACCUCCACCUUCGUCUCUUUUUCCGAAUGGAGCGCACAAAUUCUUCAACCUCGAGGAAUAUCUAUUGUUUUUUGACGUUCGCGAUCCGGGAGAACUGAAAAAGAUUCCCUUUAACACCGAUAAGUUUGCCUCGGUAAUUACGAGUCAGGGAAUUCGUAAAAUCACCCCUGAUGAUUACGUGAAAUAUGUCAAUUCAUAUAAUCCAGAGAUGUUUGCCAGUUUGUCAGACACAAUAACAGCCGAAUCUCCGAGCCCCAAGAGGAUCAAGAAAUCGGUCAAUAGAACUUUGACUUGGUUAGACCAUGCACUUGCCAACAUCAAGGAAGGGAUUCACGUUUUUGGAGCGGUGGUUGGACACGACAAUCAUGAAGAGCGUGUGAGAUCAGCUCAAGAAACAGCAAAUAGGAAAGUGGCCGGUUUCGUGUUGAAUGGACAUGACCUGGGAAACACAUCAAAGGAGCGCUUAGAUAUAUUAAAAACUUCAAUAAAUCAUCUCCCCAAGGAUAAGAUUCGGAUCGCCUACGGUAUCGAAAAACCGGCGGAUAUCCUUAGAGGUAUUCUUGAGGGAAUUGAUGUAUUUGACGCCAGUUAUCCAUCGAAGAUGACUUCAGCGGGAAAGGCAUUUGUAUUUUCACUGAAUAACGACAAGUGGGAUACCGAUACUGGAUGUUCUCAGCACAUCAAUCUUUUGGAAGGACAGUAUCGAACUGAUUAUCAACCAUUCAUACAAACAUGUAAAUGUUACGCCUGCCGGAACCACACAAGAGCAUACGUUCACCAUUUGUUAAAUGCGCGAGAGAUGCUUGCGAAUGUGUUGUUGAUGAGUCAUAAUUUAUAUCACUAUUCGCAGUUUUUCAAAAAGAUCCGAGAAUCCAUGGAACAAGAUACUUUUUUACAGUUUGCAGAACAAUUUCUCCAGAGAUAUGGUGAGGAGGAAUACAAGAAUGAUCACGAAGUGACACUGGAGAACGCUGAAUUUUCAAUUAAUCAGAAUAAAACAGAACACAAUUCAAGUUUCUAG
Messenger RNA from Acaulospora morrowiae, 1233 nucleotides. NCBI's taxonomy places the organism in Eukaryota, Fungi, Glomeromycota, Glomeromycetes, Diversisporales, Acaulosporaceae. The record is from the annotation of a GenBank genome assembly.